CUGGGCGGGCGGCCUGCGGGGGCGGCGCAGUUGCGAAACUGAGUGCCUGUGUAGUUCCUCCUAGAAUACUUGUCUGGUGCUCCACUCUUCCUCAAGACUACCUCAACACUCCUCCCACUUGGGGACUCCAGCGCCCUAAGCUGACUACACAAGACUCUGCCUUCCUCACAUUUCCAUAGCCAGCGACAUGACCUGACACCUUGAUGACCAGUCUCAGGGCCCUUGGGUGACUGGCUGGUGCACCAUGGAACUUAAAGUAUGGGUGGAUGGAGUUCAGAGGAUUGUUUGUGGGGUCACCGAAGUUACAACUUGCCAGGAGGUUGUAAUCGCCUUAGCUCAAGCGAUAGGUCGAACUGGAAGGUACACUCUUAUAGAAAAAUGGAGAGAUACUGAAAGACACUUAGCGCCUCAUGAAAAUCCUAUCAUAUCCUUAAACAAAUGGGGGCAGUAUGCUAGUGAUGUACAGCUAAUUUUACGUCGAACUGGGCCAUCUCUUAGUGAGCGACCCACUUCAGACAGUGUGGCUCGAAUUCCUGAAAGAACUUUAUACAGGCAGAGUUUGCCCCCUUUAGCCAAACUGAGGCCUCAGAUUGACAAAUCAAUCAAAAGGAGAGAACCUAAAAGGAAAUCAUUAACAUUUACAGGAGGUGCCAAAGGAUUAAUGGACAUUUUUGGAAAGGGUAAAGAAACUGAAUUUAAGCAAAAGGUGCUGAAUAACUGCAAAACAACAGCAGAUGAGUUAAAGAAGCUGAUUCGGUUACAGACAGAGAAGCUUCAAUCCAUUGAGAAAGAGCUAGAAUCAAAUGAAAUCGAAAUACAGUUUUGGGAGCAAAAGUAUAAUUCUAACCUUGAAGAGGAAAUUGUCCGCCUGGAGCAAAAGAUCAAAAGAAAUGAUGUAGAAAUUGAAGAGGAAGAAUUUUGGGAAAAUGAAUUGCAGAUUGAACAGGAAAAUGAAAAACAGCUGAAGGAUCAACUUCAAGAAAUAAGACAGAAAAUAACAGAAUGUGAGAGCAAAUUAAAGGACUAUUUGGCUCAGAUCCAGACUAUGGAAAGUGGUCUUGAAGCAGAAAAAUUACAAAGGGAAGUUCAGGAGGCACAAAUCAAUGAAGAAGAGGUUAAAGGAAAGAUUGGUAAGGUCAAAGGAGAAAUUGACAUUCAAGGCCAACAGAGUCUGAGGCUGGAAAAUGGCAUUAAAGCUGUAGAGAGAUCUCUUGGACAAGCCACCAAACGAUUACAGGACAAAGAACAAGAACUGGAGCAGUUGACUAAAGAGCUGCGUCAAGUCAAUCUCCAGCAGUUUAUCCAACAGACAGGGACAAAAGUUACCGUUUUGCCAGCGGAGCCCAUCGAAGUAGAGGCCUCACAUGCAGACAUAGAAAGGGAGGCACCAUUCCAGUCCGGGUCCCUGAAGCGGCCCGGUUCAUCUCGGCAGCUCCCCAGUAAUCUCCGUAUUCUACAGAAUCCUAUCUCAUCUGGUUUUAAUCCUGAAGGCAUAUAUGUAUAACAUUAUCUGUCUUCAGGGGAGAGACCCACUGAAGGUACCAAGGACAGUGAAAAUUCCUUCUUUGAUUUGUGCCAAUGAUGAACAGAGGAUAUAUUUCACAAGCCACCGUAUCUUUUUUCUGUCCUAAAUUGCAUACCACUUGGAGCCAUACCCUGUGCACUGAUGCUAAAGAACAAAGAAACUGUGUUUUCACACAUCAACAGUGUUGACGUUUUUGUCCAGCAGCUGUAAUGCAAAGCCUUCAUUUUUAUUUGUAGCAUUUUGAGAGCAUUAGGAAAGUAUUAUACUGUGUGUAUACAUAAAUAAAACCAUGACAAGAGUGAAGAGAAAUACGUGACUGACUUAGUUUAAUUUAUUCCAUAUAAUCAAUUAAUGGGUAAAUGUUGAUGUUUUAAUAUUUUUUAUUAAUACUUAUCCUGUGACCUAAUUACAUUAUAUAUGGUGUGAUUAUGACUGUGUGCAUGUUGCCAGACUCCAUCCAUACAUUGCCAAUUUACAGCUCUACAGGUGUCAUAGGGUGCUCCACCAUCAAAACUAAGUCCUUAAGAACCCACUUGUAUUUAUUUUGUGUACCUGUCCUAACCAUUGUUUAAUUAGAUCCAGUCAUUCAGGUUUUCUUUUUAAUCUGGACUUUAAUCUUUUCUUUACAAUAUUUCCAGUACAUGAAUGACCACAUAGCAGAAUAGAAAUAUUUUCAUGAGGUUAAUUGUAUCUUUAACAAACAAAAAUGUAACUGUUGACUAUCCAAACAGGUGUGGGGUUUCCUGAUACAUUAUGUGUUUUGUUUCUGCCCUGCCUUAAUCACUUUAAUCUCAUGGGUCCUCAAGAGUUGCCAUAAUACAUAAGUUAGAGAUACCUGGUGGGUCUGCUUCAGAAAGGUUACUUUAAGUGAUACAUUUUUUAAAUGACCCACUUCAUAUGUAUGAUCUGUUGGUGUAAGCACCCAUGGGCAAGCUUUUGCUUGCACAUAAUUUACUCUGUACUUUAUGAACUAUUGCUAGUUCUCCAAUCGCUUAGAGAGAAAGUAUGUUGGAGUUAGGUACUUUUUGCAAAGGAAAUUAAGUUAAUCUUUUUUUUUUUUCCCAUUUUUGAGCUUGACUUUUACAUGUAGGA
This is a messenger RNA of Lynx canadensis (Canada lynx), 2617 nucleotides long. It is a transcript of the gene RASSF8, whose product is annotated as Ras association domain family member 8. Lineage: Eukaryota; Metazoa; Chordata; Mammalia; Carnivora; Felidae. Gene Ontology annotation, biological process: signal transduction. The record is from RefSeq and is a predicted model, not a curated record. The transcript is spliced from 6 exons. The coding region runs from base 245 to 1504 and encodes 419 amino acids.